AUGGCAGGCAAAGGAAGUAGCAGAGCAAGAGCAGACUCCAUGUCCUGCAGUGUACUGAACUGGGAGCAGGUCAGCCGUCUGCAUGAGGUUCUUACAGAAGUGGUUCCUAUCCAUGGGCGGGGGAACUUCCCAACACUGAAGAUAACCCUGAAGGACAUUGUUCAGACAGUUCGGAGCCGGCUGAGUGAAGCAGGCAUUGUGGUCCAUGAUGUCCGUCUGAAUGGCUCUGCAGCUGGUCAUGUCCUGGUCAAGGAUAAUGGGUUGGGAUGCAAAGACCUGGAUCUCAUUUUUCAAGUUUCUCUUCCAAGUGAGGUGGAGUUUCAGUUAGUUCGAGACAUGGUCUUGCGAUCCCUCUUGAAUUUCCUGCCGGAAGGAGUAAGCAAGCUCAAAAUCAGUCCUGUAACACUGAAGGAAGCAUACAUCCAGAAAUUGGUCAAAGUGCACACAGAGACUGACCGUUGGAGCUUGAUAUCACUUUCCAACAAGCAUGGCAAAAACGUGGAGCUUAAGUUUGUAGACUGCAUACGACGGCAGUUUGAGUUCAGUGUGGACUCAUUCCAGAUAAUUCUGGACUCCCUGCUCUUUUACUAUGAUUACUCAGAAACCCCCAUGUCAGAGCACUUCCAUCCAACUGUGAUUGGAGAGAGCAUGUAUGGAGAUUUUGAAGCAGCUUUUGAUCACCUCCAGAACAAACUGAUAGCUACCAAAAAUCCUGAAGAGAUCCGAGGUGGUGGACUACUGAAGUAUAGUAACCUCUUAGUACGAGACUUCAGGCCCAUGGAUAAGGACAAGAUCAAAAUGUUGGAGCGCUACAUGUGCUCCCGAUUCUUCAUAGACUUCCCAGACAUCCUGGAUCAGCAGCGCAAGCUGGAGACCUACCUCCAGAACCAUUUCUCCAAAGAAGAGAGGAGCAAGUAUGACUACCUCAUGAUUCUGCGCAGGGUGGUGAAUGAGAGCACCGUCUGCCUCAUGGGACAUGAGCGAAGGCAGACUCUCAAUCUGAUUUCUCUGCUGGCACUCAAGGUGCUGGCAGAACAGAAUGUCAUCCCUAAUGCCACUAAUGUAACCUGUUACUACCAGCCAGCACCUUAUGUCAGUGAUGCCAACUUCAGCAACUACUACCUUGCGAGUACCCCUGUGCUGUACAGCCAGUCCUACCCUACUUGGUUGCCUUGCAAUUGA
Cinclus cinclus is the source of this 1182-nucleotide messenger RNA. It is a transcript of the gene TENT5C, whose product is annotated as terminal nucleotidyltransferase 5C. Gene Ontology annotation, biological process: mRNA stabilization. NCBI's taxonomy places the organism in Eukaryota, Metazoa, Chordata, Aves, Passeriformes, Cinclidae. Gene Ontology annotation, molecular function: RNA binding; poly(A) RNA polymerase activity. The record is from RefSeq and is a predicted model, not a curated record. The transcript has a single exon. Bases 1 to 1182 code for a protein of 393 amino acids.